Closterium sp. NIES-67 is the source of this 1105-nucleotide messenger RNA. The record is from the annotation of a GenBank genome assembly. Lineage: Eukaryota; Viridiplantae; Streptophyta; Zygnematophyceae; Desmidiales; Closteriaceae.
UCUGACUACUUUCCCGCACCUAGCCUGCUCAGCGUACUGGUGGUAGACCCAUACAUAGGUUUCGCUUACUUUCCUGCACCUAGCCUGCCACUUCCCUUACUUCACGUCUAAUCCUUGUAGGAGCCGUUUCCCCGGACAAUCUUAGAUCCCAUGGCGGCUUCUCUUGCUCUUUCAGGACUAGUGGCAUCUCCGCAGCUCCCGACAUCGUCGCCGUUCACGUCGUCGAGGCAAUCUCCACCGUCGAUUUCUUACGCAUCCGGUCAUCAUCAGGCAGGUGCAUCGCCACUCAGCUUAUUCCGCAUCGCCAGCCAAUCACAAUGCGGCACGUCAAGAUCCACGAGCCACGUCUGCACGCGGGUCCUAGCUCUUGCCGCUGCUGACGGUGCAUCCGAUAGCGGAUCUAACGGCGCGGAAAGCGGCGGAAAAAGCGGCGAUAGCAACGUGGUGCUUCAGAGCGGAACCGCCGUAGUAAUUGUUGCUGAGCCUCCGUUCGUGAAGUCUGCCGAACCUAUGCCGAUGCUUAGGCGGAACGAUGGGCUGAUCAGAGUGGGCGACGCUGGGAGGAUUAUAGACCGGCGGCCUAAGGACUCAUGGGCUAUUCGGUUCGGCCAUGGUGCUUUUUUGCUGGAUAGGAAGUAUUUUGAGCCGUUUGAAGGGUGAUUUGAUUGUGUAGAAUGGGGGUGGAAGGGGUGUACUUGUCGAGGGUAUCUCUUCAGUGUCAGACUUUUCCAGUUUGCUGCUAUGUCGUGGAAUUUAGGGUUGUUUCAACGGCCUUAUGCCCUUUUAGGGUUCGUGUGGAGGGUCGGUAGGUAAGAGAUGAGAGGAGAUGGUUGGAAGAAGGGAAAGGAGGGGAGCGGAGAGGAGGGAAUGAGAUGAGACGAGAGAAGGGAGGGGCUCUCUCCGUGCUUGCCUUCCAGGGAGCAGCAUGGUUGGGCAGGGAGCAGAACAGAGCAACACCUCAAGGUACUGCUGCUGUAACACACACUAGAACCUUGAUGCUGCUUGGAGGGAGGUCCUGAGAUUCAAAGUGAGGACAAUCCCUUCGUUGCAAGUGUGGAAGUAUCAGUAUUGGUCCACAUUUCAUGCAAUGCUCCACUUUUUGCAU